UAUAAAAGUAACUGUUGACUUUUGACUGUGUGAUGUAUUUAUUUGUAGGUGUAGGGGUAUGUAAAUGCCGGCAUCUAGUGGUGAUUUAAUGGUGUUGCACUCAGAAAAAGGAAAAAACUGUUUUUUUUAAAAAAAAGCACUUAUAUGGGUGCAUAUAAAUGCACUUAUUAUUGUGAUUUGGAGCACUUAAUGUUUUUUAUUCUAUAUUGAGAUUUUAUUGGUUUGAUUUUGUGUAUAUAGUUUGAUACAGCACUUAUACAUUCCUUUUUCUGAGUAUUGGUAACCAUGGUAACCGCUGGGACGGCAUAGAUAGAAGGAAGAAAGGGUUUAUGUAACACCCGCUAUUGGCACUUACCUGCUCUUUCUCCAUUUAUUGUAUACGGGAUCCAAAAAGGAAAAAUAGAAUUUUGAUUUUUGAUUCAUUAAACUUUUUUAUACUUACCUUAAUACUUACCUUAAUACUUACCUAAUCCGGCCAACGAAUAGAUUUCUAGGUUAAUCCAGAAUCGAAAGACGACCACGGGAUCUCUGGGUGCCUGAAAAGGAGAAAAACAGAAAGAAGAGAGAAGAAUAUUAAUAAUCCUCUCUUCUUUUUCUAAAUUUAACAUCUUCUUACUUACCUGGAUUCCGGACCCCGCCCUCUGUUCUAAACUUAACCCCUCCCAAUUGAAGGGACAGUCACCCCUACUGAAAAUUGACCCUAGAUAGUACUGACCCUAAAGGUUUUUAACCCUAAUGAUUAUUAUGUAUAAUAAUUUGAUUUUAUUUACAGAGGGGAUGGCCUGAAAUGCCACCAUCUGGAGGAGUCCUUUGGGUACUGCACCCAGAGGAAGAGGGAACCGUUUUGCAGCACUUCUAUUUUAGUGUAUUUAAUUUGUAAAUAGUUUUAAUUGUAAAUAGUUUGUUGUUAUAUUUGAUUUUACUGCAUGUUUUUUUAAAGCACUUAUAGGUUCCCUCUUCUUCUGGCUUAUGUAUCCAAGGACUACAGUGGAGAAUUUUGGAAAGGGCGAAAGGAAGGGGCGAAUUCCGAGACAGGAAGUAAAGAUUUUUUUUCUUUCAGGACCAAAAUGUGGAAAUUAAGGUAAUUUUUAUUAAUUUGUGGCCAUUAUGUAUGUAUAUGUAAAAUUUAGGAAAAUAUAGUUAAUUGUUGGGACCUAAUUAUUGAUCGUUUUUAAUGAACCAAUUUUUGGAUUUUAUUGAAAGUAUAUUUUUUUAAUAGGGAUAUUAUUCCCCCCAAAAAUACUAUUAGAAUUUUUUAUUUUUAUUAAAAAAAUUUUUUUAAAACGAUACUUACCAGGAAGGUUUUUUGAUAUUGAGUUUCUGUGCCAGUGCACGCACAUUCCGUAGGAAUGCGCUUCCUUUUAUACCAACUAACCAUAGCCAGAGCCAGACAGAGAAGUAUAUAAAUUCUUAAAAUUCCUUACCUGUGAAACCAGACCGCGUGGGACGAUCGCCAAAAGUUUGUUUAGCCCGGAAUGGGAACCGGAAGGGUGGGACUUCUACGAAAAUACUUCCGGUAAAAACGGGGUCUCCCGGAAAUAAAAGUCCAUGCAAAAAAGUUUGACAGCACACCCUCUGAUGAAGCCGAUCCAGGCGAAACGUCAGGCUGCUGUCCUCAUUCUCCUCCUGUGGACUUCAGGUUUUUGAAACAUUUUUUAUCUAAUAUUUUUGGUCUACUUUUUUGGACUCACCUUGGAAAAACGUCGACUAUCCCCGUCACGGCAGAGAAGACUCCUGGACCUCGAAUGACCCUCGCCCCCUUGUUUCAAGCUUCUGUGAACAGUAAGGACUACAGUGGAGAAUUUUGGAAAGGGCGAAAGGAAGGGGCGAAUUCCGAGACAGGAAGUAAAGAUUUUUUUUCUUUCAGGACCAAAAUGUGGAAAUUAAGGUAAUUUUUAUUAAUUUGUGGCCAUUAUGUAUGUAUAUGUAAAAUUUAGGAAAAUAUAGUUAAUUGUUGGGACCUAAUUAUUGAUCGUUUUUAAUGAACCAAUUUUUGGAUUUUAUUGAAAGUAUAUUUUUUUAAUAGGGAUAUUAUUCCCCCCAAAAAUACUAUUAGAAUUUUUUAUUUUUAUUAAAAAAAUUUUUUUAAAACGAUACUUACCAGGAAGGUUUUUUGAUAUUGAGUUUCUGUGCCAGUGCACGCACAUUCCGUAGGAAUGCGCUUCCUUUUAUACCAACUAACCAUAGCCAGAGCCAGACAGAGAAGUAUAUAAAUUCUUAAAAUUCCUUACCUGUGAAACCAGACCGCGUGGGACGAUCGCCAAAAGUUUGUUUAGCCCGGAAUGGGAACCGGAAGGGUGGGACUUCUACGAAAAUACUUCCGGUAAAAACGGGGUCUCCCGGAAAUAAAAGUCCAUGCAAAAAAGUUUGACAGCACACCCUCUGAUGAAGCCGAUCCAGGCGAAACGUCAGGCUGCUGUCCUCAUUCUCCUCCUGUGGACUUCAGGUUUUUGAAACAUUUUUUAUCUAAUAUUUUUGGUCUACUUUUUUGGACUCACCUUGGAAAAACGUCGACUAUCCCCGUCACGGCAGAGAAGACUCCUGGACCUCGAAUGACCCUCGCCCCCUUGUUUCAAGCUUCUGUGAACAGUAAGGACUACAGUGGAGAAUUUUGGAAAGGGCGAAAGGAAGGGGCGAAUUCCGAGACAGGAAGUAAAGAUUUUUUUUCUUUCAGGACCAAAAUGUGGAAAUUAAGGUAAUUUUUAUUAAUUUGUGGCCAUUAUGUAUGUAUAUGUAAAAUUUAGGAAAAUAUAGUUAAUUGUUGGGACCUAAUUAUUGAUCGUUUUUAAUGAACCAAUUUUUGGAUUUUAUUGAAAGUAUAUUUUUUUAAUAGGGAUAUUAUUCCCCCCAAAAAUACUAUUAGAAUUUUUUAUUUUUAUUAAAAAAAUUUUUUUAAAACGAUACUUACCAGGAAGGUUUUUUGAUAUUGAGUUUCUGUGCCAGUGCACGCACAUUCCGUAGGAAUGCGCUUCCUUUUAUACCAACUAACCAUAGCCAGAGCCAGACAGAGAAGUAUAUAAAUUCUUAAAAUUCCUUACCUGUGAAACCAGACCGCGUGGGACGAUCGCCAAAAGUUUGUUUAGCCCGGAAUGGGAACCGGAAGGGUGGGACUUCUACGAAAAUACUUCCGGUAAAAACGGGGUCUCCCGGAAAUAAAAGUCCAUGCAAAAAAGUUUGACAGCACACCCUCUGAUGAAGCCGAUCCAGGCGAAACGUCAGGCUGCUGUCCUCAUUCUCCUCCUGUGGACUUCAGGUUUUUGAAACAUUUUUUAUCUAAUAUUUUUGGUCUACUUUUUUGGACUCACCUUGGAAAAACGUCGACUAUCCCCGUCACGGCAGAGAAGACUCCUGGACCUCGAAUGACCCUCGCCCCCUUGUUUCAAGCUUCUGUGAACAGUAAGGACUACAGUGGAGAAUUUUGGAAAGGGCGAAAGGAAGGGGCGAAUUCCGAGACAGGAAGUAAAGAUUUUUUUUCUUUCAGGACCAAAAUGUGGAAAUUAAGGUAAUUUUUAUUAAUUUGUGGCCAUUAUGUAUGUAUAUGUAAAAUUUAGGAAAAUAUAGUUAAUUGUUGGGACCUAAUUAUUGAUCGUUUUUAAUGAACCAAUUUUUGGAUUUUAUUGAAAGUAUAUUUUUUUAAUAGGGAUAUUAUUCCCCCCAAAAAUACUAUUAGAAUUUUUUAUUUUUAUUAAAAAAAUUUUUUUAAAACGAUACUUACCAGGAAGGUUUUUUGAUAUUGAGUUUCUGUGCCAGUGCACGCACAUUCCGUAGGAAUGCGCUUCCUUUUAUACCAACUAACCAUAGCCAGAGCCAGACAGAGAAGUAUAUAAAUUCUUAAAAUUCCUUACCUGUGAAACCAGACCGCGUGGGACGAUCGCCAAAAGUUUGUUUAGCCCGGAAUGGGAACCGGAAGGGUGGGACUUCUACGAAAAUACUUCCGGUAAAAACGGGGUCUCCCGGAAAUAAAAGUCCAUGCAAAAAAGUUUGACAGCACACCCUCUGAUGAAGCCGAUCCAGGCGAAACGUCAGGCUGCUGUCCUCAUUCUCCUCCUGUGGACUUCAGGUUUUUGAAACAUUUUUUAUCUAAUAUUUUUGGUCUACUUUUUUGGACUCACCUUGGAAAAACGUCGACUAUCCCCGUCACGGCAGAGAAGACUCCUGGACCUCGAAUGACCCUCGCCCCCUUGUUUCAAGCUUCUGUGAACAGUAAGGAGGCGCAACAGCAUGCGGACCUGAAAACAGUGGAAGGUGAGAACAUGGUCGCCGAUCGUGUCGAAACCUACGCACAGGCUUUGAAGAAAGGUCUGAAAUCAAAAGGUGAACCGGCGCAAAAACAGGUAUUGCGUAAUCCAAUUUGGACGUCGAAGCAGGUCAUUCCUUCUCUACAAUGUGUCAGAAACGAUCCGUUGCCACAGAGACGAGAGCGGCGGGAGCGGAGCAAGAAGGACGAACCACCGAGGGCUGGGAGCCAAGACUUGCUACGGAAGCGAAAUGAAAAUUUUAAUUGUGUUAAGACAAUAAAUUGUAAUAAAAUGACUAAACAAAGUGAAAAUGCAAGCUUGUUAGAUUUACCGUUAGAUCUCCCAAUAGAUGUACCAGUAGGUGAUUGGCCCACGGGUCCUACAAAUGAAAACCUCGUACACAUUGAUUUUAAACAAAAUCAGAAUAAGUCUGAUGUUAUACUUACCGAACGUGUGGAAAAAUUUGCGGAAAGGGACCCGAGUGGUCCAGAAAAGACGUUACUUACCAAUACCGCAUCCGAACCGGCUGUUGAAUCUGAAAAAGAAAAAGUAAAAGAGAAAGUUACGGAGGGUGAAAUAAGUCUUAUGAAUUUUGACGAAGAAACUAUUAAAAAUAGUGUGACGCCUAUUAUGAUAGGCCGAAUUCGUCCAAAACCUAAUACGCUACUUGCUACGGAUAGCAGGAUACUUACCAGUACACCUAAUGCUUCAUCUGUGGAAACCGGAAAACAAAAAAUCGUACUUACCAAACCGGAUAAAAAAAUUACCGAAAAUAAUGAAAUAUCUAUCAAAUCUAGCGAGACGUUACGUACGGAUAAUCAGUGUACGCUUCAGAAAAAAACAAUUCUUUCCAAUUCGGACAGUCUUAAUUCCUCCCCGGUAGUUACAAAAAUACUUACCGCGCUUCCGCCAUGGAUCCCGUCAGACGCUAAAAAGAGUGAACUUAAACAAUUAAUAUCAUUAGAGGAGGAGGAAAAAAUAGCGGAGGAAAAUUUAGAUCAACUAUUGCGUGUACUUUCUCCCUCGUCAGUUGCCAUGGGGAUGGAAGCUCCGAUUGGGAAAAAGACACUCCACCCAGAAAACGAACAUAUUGCCGUAUUGGAGGCGGGAGAGGAGUCUAGUGUAGAUUCUGAUUUUUCUUCCUCCCCUAUACUGGUUAAUUGCGAACAAGGGAGUUCGGAACCUAUGCGCCAUCAAAUUACGCAAAAAAAGAUAGUGGAUUGGACAGUACAAAUACGGAAACCGAUUGUCUUUCUUGGCGAUUCCAAUUUAUCCAGAAUUCCGCCAUUCUUUCAUAAUUCAAUACAAGUAGAUAGUUAUCCUGGAGCUACGUUUCACCAUAUUCGCGAAAUAUUGGAAAAAACACACGAGGAAUAUCACAUGACUCAAAAAGUUAUUCUCUCAUUAGGCUUAAACAACUGUCUUAGCACUCAAACUACGACUACAACUUGCAAACAAUUGCAGCAAUUGGUCCGGACUUGUGAGAGGAAAUUUCCUUGUGCGGAAAUUUAUAUUCCAGUGAUCCAUUAUUCGGAUUUAUUGCCGUCAAUUACACAGCAAAAAUUGGAGAAGGUCAACAAGGUCAUUAUGGAAAAAUAUUCUUUUUUGAAUGACAUUAAUAAAUUGAUUUUUAAAGUCAACCCCCGUGAUCCGGUUCAUUGGACUGCUGAAACAGCUCAGAUGAUUUUUAGCUCUUGGAUUGAACAAUUAAACUACAUAUAGAGGAGAAUGCAAUUUCACCUCCGUAUCGCUCGACAGAUUUAUUUAAAGCAACACUAGGUCACUUUUCUAUGGAGCUUGGAAAAAGUCCGAAAAAAUUAAAAUCAAGUAAUAUUACUAAUCUUUCCUCGAAAUUUCGUCUCACAAAUAUGGAACAACAGCUUUUGGAAAAAGGUUUGACAUAUAUACCCACUCCUAAAUUGAUAGAUAAAAAGGACCUUAAAAGAGAUUUAUUUCUAUAUCAUCGACGGCUUAAACUUUUGGAUUAUUUUGGCUUUCAUAAUCAAUUUAGGUCAUUACCGUUCACAGAUAAAUCGAAUUGGUCUCCAGCAGAGGGUCUUCUCUCACCAGCUGUGAAAGAAUUGAUUAUAAAAGAUAAGGAAAUUUUUGGGGAGGCGAGACCCAAGGUUGCGUCCAGGCUGAAUUUGAAGCCGGAGGAGCUGAAGGCCUUGCAUUCCUUAAAGAGAAAUCAGGAUAUUGUUAUCAAACCAGCUGAUAAGGGUUCGCAAAUUGUUAUUAUGGACCGUUCUGACUAUAUAAAGGAAGCCAUGAGACAACUUACAAAUUCAAAACAUUAUAUUCCGUUAGCACAUUCCAUUCAAACGCAGUCGGCUGCUCUAUUUAAACUUGUCCUGCAAGACAUGAAGGACAAUGGUUAUAUUACUCAUAAACAAUUCUGUUACUUAUUAGGUCCAAAUCCACCGAGAGCUCGUCAAUUCUAUCUUCUUCCAAAAAUUCAUAAACCUCCACAUACGUGGACAGUACCAGGGAUUAUUCCACCAGGCAGGCCUAUAGUUAGCGAUUGUAGUUCAGAGUCGUACAGAAUUGCGGAAUAUAUUGAUGCGGCGAUUAAUCCUUUGUCCCAAAAUCAUAAGAGUUACAUCAAAGAUACAUACGAUUUUAUUAAUAAAUUGGAAUUAUUGACAGUACCGGAAACAUCUUUUUUGUUUUCCAUAGAUAUAACGUCAUUAUAUACUAACAUUGAUACUCAUUUAGGUUUGCAGGCGGUGGCGCAGAUCUUUCGGGAAAACCCGGACCGCAAUAGACCGGAUCAGGCUCUCCUAAAACUCUUAGAACUAAGCCUAACGCGUAAUGAUUUUGUUUUUAAUGAUCGUUUUUAUUUACAAAUUCAUGGGACCGCGAUGGGGAAGAAAUUUGCCCCGGCUUAUGCUAAUUUAUAUAUGAAAAUGUGGGAGGAAUCUGUAUUUGAGAAAUGUUUACAACUUCCGUUAGUAUAUUAUAGGUAUUUGGAUGACAUUUUUGGUAUAUGGCCUUAUUCUAAGGAAGAAUUUGCGACCUUUAUUGAGGUUUUAAAUGCUCAUCAUACAGCCAUAAAAGUAACUGCAAAUUUACAAGAACACCAAAUACAAUUUUUGGAUACUGAGGUAUUUUUUAUUCGUCAUGAAGAGAGGGACACUAAGUCCUUGGGGACUAGAGUAUUUUUUAAGGAUACAGACAGACAUGCUUUAUUGCAUAAGACAAGUUUUCACCCGAAGCAUACUUUUAAGGGUAUUAUUAAGUCCCAAUUAAUUAGAUUUAAUAGGAUUUGUACCUACCAGAAAGACGUCGAAAUAGCAACACGUACACUGUUCAGGGCUCUCAGACCUAGGGGUUAUACCAAAAGAUUCCUACGACAAAUCAAAAAAGAAGUUAGGGAGGAAUUAGGCACAAUUAAACAAAUUAAAAAAAAUAAUAAAAAAAGUCAAAAAAAUACUCACCUGGUGCCGUUUGUCACUACGUUUUCGAAUUUGUCUAGACCUAUAGUAAUGGGUCUAAAAAAGAAUUUUAAUGAAUGGAAAAAGGAACGCCCUAAUUGGCAGGAUUGCCAAGUUUUACCUGCUUAUAGAAGAAACAAAAAUUUGGGCGAUAUUCUUGUACAUUCUAAAUUACGGGCCCUAAAACAGAAAGAGAGUGUACUGGAAUGGACUCCGACCGCAAUUUUUAAACCUCUUCCGAUUUUAACAAAUAUUUUUUCAAAACUGAGCCGUCCGAUUUUACAAGAUAUCUCUUUGGACACAAUAAAUGUCAUUUAUGGCCUUAGGUGUAGACACUGUCAAAGGAUUUAUAUAGGGGAAACAGGCAGAAUGCUGAAGGCCAGAUUAAAACAGCAUAUAUAUGAAAUAACGAAAGGAAAAGCUACGGAAUAUCUGUAUGUACAUUUCAGAGAACAAGGUAUAGAAAAUUUACAGGCAUUUGGUCUACAGUCAAACAUAACAUGGUCACAAUUACAAAGACGUCGAAAUGAAAGGAUAUGGAUCAAAUCAUUGAAAACAUUGAGGCCAUAUGGACUGAAUGACAGAUAAAUGUGGGAAUGAGCAGGAAACUAGUUUCUCUUUGAUGGGAGUUACGUAAUUUUGUAAUUGAAUUGGGGUUUAAUUGGAUUAUUUAAAUUUGGGGACCUGUCUAAUUAAGACAGGAUUUCUGUUUUUGUAGGUUAUAAAUUU
This is a messenger RNA of Corythoichthys intestinalis (scribbled pipefish), 8401 nucleotides long. RefSeq lists its product as uncharacterized. The transcript has 5 exons. Lineage: Eukaryota; Metazoa; Chordata; Actinopteri; Syngnathiformes; Syngnathidae. The record is from RefSeq and is a predicted model, not a curated record. The coding region runs from base 6029 to 8260 and encodes 743 amino acids.